Molecule: messenger RNA, 674 nt
Organism: Cryptococcus amylolentus CBS 6039
Lineage: Eukaryota; Fungi; Basidiomycota; Tremellomycetes; Tremellales; Cryptococcaceae
Exons: 4
Coding region: 47-619 (190 amino acids)
Source: RefSeq, a predicted model, not a curated record
GAUUCCUCGAGAGAUUUCUGUUUUGAUCGUCUAUGCAUAAUCGAAUAUGGUCAGAUUACGGACACUGUCUUGGCCAAUAGCCCUACUACUCCUGACGCUCAUCGCGCUCGCGACAGCCGAACCAGAACGGUACCUAUACACUCGCUCUUCGUCUUUGGACGCAUUGGGGAUACGACAAGAUAGCUCCAGUGAAACAGCAACAGGUGGCGCCGAAUCGAAGAAGAGGGCAAAGCAACCGGAGUACGUUGCGCAUCCAGCCGGGGACCUGGUCUGUAGACCUUUUGGCGAAUGCUCGCCGUGUCCCAAAGACGAGCUCGACCAGGCAUUCUGCUUCCCCUUUGGCAAUCGCAGGCUUUUGCACUGUCUACCUUCCAACUCUUCUUCCGCCUCAGCUUCCGACGGAGGUCAGCAGGGCGAAGUGCCAGCUUGGGAAGCGUGCGGCAAAGUUGUGAAGAAGGAACGACAGGAUUUCUACGAGUUCGUUACGACGAAUGUCCUUUUCUUGGUGUUCGCUUUGGUGAUUCUUUGGGGCCGCACGAGCGCGUUGGCAGCCCAACAGUAUAGACAACUAGCGGCCAGAAUAGGGAUACCGGCAGGGGGCUGGGUUGGAGGGGGAUGAGCUGGUCAUAGUUACCGGGGUAUGUUGGAUCUUCAUGAUGUCACGAACGUUUACG